GGACAGGCUGCCUCUCACACACACGUGUGUCUAAUUUAGGGACAGUCCACAGGAAAAACUGGAGCUCAUUAAUCAUUUGCGCAGUUUGCUCGUCCUCCUCGUAACAUGUACAUGUUGUCAGUGUAAAAAACCUGCAUGUGUUUUGGAUUAAAAGGGUGUCCGACACUGAAAUGUCUCACCAUUGGAAAUGCAGCUCCACGCCUGUCUGUUGCUUUUUAUCGUCACAACAGAUAAAGCGCUGGCCUCUUUAUAUCAUCACUGUGGUGGAAAUGUCAGCUUGGACCAAAAGCCUGCUGGUCACAUCAAUCUCACUUUGCCUGGACUGUUUACUAACAGCAGCAGUCUCGACCCCAUGAUUCUGCAGUCUGACAAAACCUCACAGGUUUUAGUUUGCACUUGGGUGAUAGAUAUUCCUUUGGGGGGGCAGGUACUCUUAAAUUUAGUAUGGUUGGAAAAUGGUUCAAGCAUAUCGGUGCGCUGUGUCUGGAAAGAAGAUCGAGCCUUGGCCAGCGGGGGCAAGGCUCUGCUGUCUGGUUGUGACAAGAACAAAGCCGCCCUCACUUGGACAGGAGUAGGACGUUCUUUAAAUGCAGUUCAGCUGUCUUAUUAUGUCCAGGAAGAUGAGAGGAAUUCCUCGGAGGACCGCUCAACCCAACAUCCAGGCCGAGACCCCACUCAAUGGUUUCCAACAGGAACCAGCUUUACAAAUACUCCUCCUGUUGAUCAAGAAGUGGCGAGAGGCAUGAAGGAGGGCAGAGAUCACACCUACGAUGGUCUGGAGAGGAGUUUUGCACCUCUUUCUGUGUCUAGUGCCUCCUCUCUGGAUCAGGGACUGCUGAACCCCACCUCACCCCAGCAGGGACUCCCUGUCACUGGGAGAAGUGAUAGGGAAACUCUCCCUCUUCCUGAGGAAAAACCAAACAAUGGAGCGGAAACAUCUGGAGCUACUCACCUCACCAAUGGUCCCAUGGCUGCCAGAAAUACAACACGCCCAUAUUUUCAGCAUGGACUCAGUGCAGGCCCCAAUACAAGCACACCCUCAAACCCGACUGAAAAAAGCCUUCAAACUCGGAUGGCAUUGACAGAUGAAACAGCCAGUAGUUCAGCUCUCAUGCUUGGCAAAGCUAUACAAGAUACAUCCAUUCAGACAUCUAAAAACACAGGCAAAGAUGUUGCCACACAAAUGGAUCAAAGACCGUCCAGCGCCAGCGUUCCUCUCCGUACUUCUCCAGCUGAGCUAUCUUCCUCCAGGACAGGUCAUACAGGCAUAACCGCACACGGUGUGGGUGUUAGUGGGACAUCUGGAGAUGAACGGCCUCAUUCCUGGAGGAGCCAGAGAAGCACAGACAGACAUAAUUCUGACCUGACCUUUGCUGUCACUUCUGACCCUUUAAAAUCCUCCAUCAAAACGUUGCAGGAUGACUUCAGUGCACAAACCCACACUGAACCCACUGCAUCAUCAUCAUCAUCUUCAGACGUUUACAGCGGCACUCAUUCAUUCAACACCCACUUCACAGAGCUCAACAAUGUCGUUAGCACUGUGGAGGCUGAUCCAGUUCAUCCAAACAUAAGUCAAAAUGACUCAUUUGUAUCUGUUGCUGCUGCUCAGACUGUCACCUCUGAGUUGCCUGAUAAGUUUGAACAAACUGAGAUGACGCUCCCAUCUUCCUCAAGGAGUCUAACGGACUCUCCUCAAAGCACAGAGAGCCCCACACACUCUGCUUACACGUCCUCUUCGUUUACACAGACAGACAAAGAGACACAAACGGCAGUAGAAAGUGCACGCAGAAAUAUCAUUGAUACACACCCGACUAGAAACACUAUCCCUUCCCCACCUGGUAUUACCAAGGCUUACAGUUGGACUUCAGGGUUCACCGAUUCUUCUUCUACACCCAGGGCAGCGCUGACCGUGGGAGGUGUAACCCAAAACUCAGCCAUCACAGGAACCACUGGAGUGACAUACACUCUGCAUCCUGCUCACACACUCCUACGUGAUGACUCGCCCACAGAUUCUACUGCUGUUGCUGUUUCAUCAUCCACCACAUCCACAGAGUCCUCUACAGCUUUGUACACACUCCACACACACAGUACGUUUCCUGAUAGUUCACACCCCGCUUUAACCUCGUCUGUGUCUCAGUCCACGGGCCACACAGUCAGCAAAGCCACGCCUUCACCUCCACGAAUGUCACCUCCUACACACAAUCACCCGCCUCUUCCGAGUUCUACUAAUAUGUCACCAACACGUAACCAAUCCCAACCCCUAAUUAUUACUACUACUACACAUACUCCGCUCCCUUCUACUGUAACAUUAGAUUAUGGAGAUGGAGAAGUACAAGUAGAAAAUUCUGAUAAGUUUUGGCAGUGGUCUCCCAGCAGCACGACCACACGCACUCCCACAUCUGGACUACCAAAGCAACCUCCACAACGGACAACCAUGCAUCCCAGCCAGGAAUCCUCUUCUGCUUUAACCUCCACACCUGCUCGAAGCUCCACAAACAGUCCCAAGUUCUACAUCGUGCCAGAUCAGCCUGCUGCCAUUAGAGUGGAGUCAGUUGAGCUGCUGCUGCAGAUAGUUGUAGAAGAGCCCAUGUUGGCUUCAAAUGUCAAUUUGGAGAACGACACUACUACCUGGAUGAAGCCAUACCUACAGAAAGCCCCAGGGUUCAGCCGGCUGCUGGGAGUCUGGAGCAGUGGCCGUGCAGUGCAGAGCCUGCUGGAGUUCAAAACCAGCAGAGCUCUGGAGUGGCUCAGCAUGACAGAACCCACAUCACUGCUGGAGCGUACUGGACUAGCCCAGGCUGUUCGCAACAAGAGGACAUUCAGGACUUCCAGGAUCACCAACAUCACAAUCGGAGGUCUGCAGGGCGACAUUUGUGACUGGUUACUGCAGUGCUCUGCAGGAUAUAAGUGUGUUUCCCAGCCUGGCACUGCCAACUACAGCUGUUCCUCAGUCUGCCACUUUGACUACUGCCACCAUCACGGCAUCUGCACACAUCAUCCACACCAGCUUCCCGUUUGCCGCUGCCUUGCAGGUGACGAUUUCUGGUUCAUGGGUGAGAGGUGCGAUGUAAGGAUGACCCGCGCACGUCUCAUUGGUGCGUGCCUUGCCAUCUUACUCAUCAUAGUGACUGUGAUCAUCAUUUUGGCGUUUGUGGCAGUGCGACGCUAUCGAGCAAUUCUGAUCCAGGCCAAAGUAGACCAGACUCGCAGCAGCUAUCGCAGAUUCAACCACUUUGAUGAGCUGUCAGGUCGCUUCUGGUUGCGCUCGUGGGCGGGAUCAGCAGACUCAUUGGACAAUCCUGCCUUCACACGCUCCGAUGAGUUGCUGCAUCUGCGAGCGCUUGACCGCCCCUGCUGUUACCACGACGACACGCUGUCACUGGCUUCCACCUGCCCCAGCCAUGGAACACGAAUCAACACAAUCUACCCCCACAGUUCCCAGUAUGGAUGGAGGGGGAGUGAGAUGAGUAUGGGGGAUGGUGUGCUGGACUCGGGUAAGGCCAGUGACCUUUCAGUGUGUAGCUGGCCAGUGGAACCCAUUCACUGGACUCCAUUUCCACUUCUGCAGCAACUGGCUUCUCACAGGACACCCACAGUCAGGGUGUCACGACCACGGUCCUACUGUGAAGGCAUGGAGCUUGUAGACAUGGGGAAGAGCUGGACUGCUUGACUUGCAUAUGGAGGAUCCAAUCUGUUCUGACACUGGUUUUUACAGUUUAUUAAUGCAUUGUAAAGUUCAAAUAUUUGUGUUUUGUUAAUUAAAAAAAAAGUAAGGCAGUAAAUGUGUACAUAUUUCUUUCUUUUUUUGAAAGAUUAAAUCUGUUUCUGAUGCUGAGAUGUUAACUGCAUGUCUGUCAUGUGUGGUACAAGGUCUUGGAAAAUGUUCUACUGUUACUCAGGGCAUCAAUAUAUUGUAUUUACUUUUGGAAUUAAAGCCAUCAAAGGAUAUUUAUACUCUACUUACUUUCAAUAACAACUGAAGACUUUACACUUAGAAAUACAAUAAUAAAAUAAAAACACAAAGAUGUUUUCACAUUUUUGGACAGACUAAUUGAUUUAAGUACUAGCUGAAACAUUUUUAGUUACCACCCCUCCUUUCUACAUAUUUUGCUUCCAAGGAGCGGGACUUUUUUGUAAUUUUCCAAGUGGUCCUGAACAAUAGUUCUCCAGGCUUUCUUCAAAGUUCCUAUUUGGACACUGGCUGCUUCCUGACAGGAGAGAUGCAUCAGGAUCUUCACCUGAUCCAGUUGAUCCAUCAGUGGAAAGGUCAAGAAGUCAUAGUUAAGGAAAGGAAACUGGGAGAAAAAGGUGAAGUGUGCCUAAUUUCAUAAGAAGUGUACUGAAAAUCAGUGGCAGCAGGUCUGAUGAAGGGGUAAAUCCAAACUGGAAUUUAUUUAUUUUUUGGUUCACAUCUUUGUCUUUUUAUGAAAGAGGUAGGGAGAGAGCUACCACAGUGAGUGUCUACAUUAAUCUGUAAAACACAUUGGAGGCUCUGUCAUGAUUUGGAGCUGCAUUUCAGCCAGUGGUGUUGGAGAUCUUGUCAGAAUUGAUGGAAUUAUGAACACAGAAGAAGUGCUGUCAAAUUUAGAUCCACCAUGCAAUACCAUCUGGAAAGCAUCUAAUUGGCAACAAGUUUAUUUUUCAGCAUGACAGUGAUCCCAAACACACUCCUAAUACAGUAAAUGCAUACCUGGGUAGAAAAACACACAUUGAAACACUAUGAAUCAGCCUCCCCAGAGGCUGGACCUCAACAUUACUGAAGUAGUGUGGGAUCAUCUUUACAGAGAACAGAACAAAAAGCAGUAUAACAGAGAAACAAGAAAGCUUUGAAUGUCCUUUAGAAAGCCUCCAGAACUAUUCCUGUAGACUACUUAAAUAAAGUAUGAGAAAGCUUGCCUAAGAGUUCAGACUAUGUUGGAGAGUAAGGAUUGUCAUACAAAGUAUUGACUUUCGAGUUCCUUAGAAUUGUACAAACUCUGUUUUUGCCUAAACAAAACAUAAAGAAAUGAGAGGUGACGCAAGCAUAAUACUGCAUAUCAUUAUUGUGCCUAAUCUUGUAGCCUUGUAUCUCAUCUGUUAGGGGCCUAAAAGAAAGGUUGUGUGUCCCUGUGACUCUAAGAUAGGACAUAAUAUUUUAGAAUUAAAAAUUCAGUAAGCUUAAAGGUUGACAGAAGACUUCGUGCUAAUGCCUUACAUUAUUCACAUGUGAUGCAUUGUUAUUUCA
Molecule: messenger RNA, 5224 nt
Organism: Pelmatolapia mariae (spotted tilapia)
Lineage: Eukaryota; Metazoa; Chordata; Actinopteri; Cichliformes; Cichlidae
Product: mucin-2
Exons: 12
Coding region: 188-3670 (1160 amino acids)
Biological process (GO): cell projection morphogenesis; nervous system development
Cellular component (GO): synapse
Source: RefSeq, a predicted model, not a curated record